AUGAGCUCAUUAGGUACGAUUCGUCAGCGAUCAGCAGAACGUCUGCGUCUCGUCGAACCUCUCAGUAUUACCGAUGAAUUCGGCACGUGGUCUUAUGAUAAUUUUCGAGGUCUCUUCGAAAUUGAACUCCGCUCUCAUCUUCAAAAGUCUUUUCCAUCCUGUUGGACUCUGGCAAACGAUGCUCAUAUCCACUGUCAAUUUGUUUUUAGUGGUACUCGACAAGCUAGUGAUAUUGGAACAAUAUUCAUUUUUGAACGUCCACGUACGAGUUCUCUCGAACUGUUUAUUGAAGAUGUCUGUGCCAAAGAAGACAAUAUGAAAGCUAAACAAUGGCUCGAGGCACUGCAUGCCGAAGACAUUCUUUCAUUUACUCAUCUAUCCAAUUUAAAACAAACUGAAUGGGACAAUAUCAAAAGAUUAUCAAUGAAUGCAAAGAGAAUAUUGAAGGCAGCAGUUGACCGAGAACGAGAAAGUGCUGCUGACGAUCGACGACGUGCCUUUGAGGAAAGUUCACCGAAUGAAGAAAUUUCCAGAUCAGCAAGUACUUCGGUCAAUAGAGUUGAUAUAUAUGUUACACUUUCAUUUUUAGAUAAUGUACCUAAAGAAUCUCGCUCCGAACUUCUUGCUAAUCUUCAUUUGAUCAAACUCUUUAUCUAUCACACACUUCGUUUUGAGCGAGCACUUCAAAACUACGGCGCUCUAUCAAAACUAGAGCCAGCUUGCAUUGAUGCAUCAUUCACUGAGAUGAGAGAUGAGGGAUAUGCAGAUGAUGGGCUCUUUUCAACAAUGGGCGAGUUCUUUUUGCCCCUGACAAUAUCUGAAGAAGAAUUGAAGAUGACAAGAUCUAAUGCUAGUAAUCAAACGCGACAAAACCAACUACAAGAUCUAAUCAAAGAAGUCCAACGCUUGGAAAAAUUGUCGAACGAAGCGACAAUGCAUCGAUGGGAUGUCGAUGAAAAGAUUACAGAUUUGAAUCGAAUAAUGGAGCGAGCAUAUAUAGUAUACAUAAAUGAUCGAUUAGGAGUGAAUGAAGCGACAACAUCACGUGAACAUGCAAAAGAGUUGCAACAAAUUGAUCAACAAUGGGAAUACAAUCGAACAGAACUCGAAAAACAAUUACUUCCAUUGAAAAGAGAAUUGGAUCAAUGGAUAAAUCGUAUAGCCGACUAUGAAAAGCAAAUAGAUGAAUAUGAAACCCAGAUCAACAAUAUUCAAACUGAAUUGAGUCAACCACAAUGCCCAGUUGACAAAGGACUUGUGAAACCUGCAAGAGGGUUCAUUAUGUAUGGUCCUCCUGGUACUGGCAAAUCGGAAAUUAUGAGUAAACUAAGCGCAAAGAUCGGUAUUGUAAUGGUCGCAAUUCCUUUAGCUGCUGGUGAACUCAAUCGUCCUUUGGUCGGUGAAUCAGAAAGAGUCAUCAUUGCACUUGCUUCCCGAUGCCAUCGUGUACCUUAUGCUAUGUGCUGUUUGUCGAUUGAUGAAAUCGAUUCCCUUGCACCGAAACGUGAUGAAGAUUCAAGUGAAGGAAAAGUAGACAAGAUCAGCGUUCUUCUUUCAUUGAUCGAUGGUAUUAAAGAUGUUCCCAAUCUCAUGAUUUUCUGUGCUACAAAUCGUUUGCACAUGAUGGAUGAAGCUUUUCUGCGACGCAUGUCUGGAAAAUUCUUUGUUGGUCGACCAUCAUCUCAAGCACGUACAAAAAUCUUAGCUCAAAUACCAGAAUGGGCUCUUGAAUCAGGUCUCAUCGAUCGGCUAGCUAUUGCUACAACUAAUUUUAGUGGUGCAGCAUGUAAAGCAUUUACUCGAGCCAUUACUGUUCGUUGCAUGGCUGCUCAACGAACACAACCAAAGUUUCAUGUCAACUAUCGAGAAGCAUUGAAAAUUGCCGAUCGUACUGCACAACAAUAUCAAAUCUUCCUCGGUAGUGAAACCUUACCUCGAUUACUUCUGCGUAAUUUGAUGAGUGGAUCAAAGAUUCGUGUAAAUCACUUAUCACGACACAUGUAUGCAGGACGAAUUAUUGUCGAUCUAUAUGGCCGCAGUGUACGUAUUGAAAUUAUUAAGAGUGGUGGUGGUUUUACUGUGAUUGAAAAUGAACUUUUUCCGAAUGAGACAAGUGUACAGAAUCUACUUGAACGAUUGACUGUGUACGGGAAAGAUCGAAAUGUACAACUUCUUCAACUAAUUGAUCUCAAUCUGCUCGCUUCACAAGGAGCGUAUGAUGAGAAAAAAGUGUUUGAAACAUUGAAAGAACGCUAUGACGAAUGCGUAGCCUAUACUCGUUCGAUGAUCAUUUACGAUCUUGAUUCUCUUGUUGGUGUUAAUAAAUCCGAAUCAGAUUCAUCUAUGGGACGAUCCAUGAGUUCAUCUGUUGUCAAUCAAAGUGUGUAUACAUAUGUUCGGGCAAGAUUUCGCGAAGCCAUUGUUGAACAACAACAAGAAACAGAUGAUGAAUCACAACAAAUGGUAGAGAAAUGGGCAGUUGCUGUUAUUCGAGAACCUUUUCUCUUGAGGCAGUUUUCUUCCGAUGUUCAAUUUGCACGAACACGACAAGAAGAAGAAGAGCACGAGUUGGAACGACGCAAAGCAGAAGAUCUUCUCAAAUGUGUUAAAUGCAAAGAUCUUUACAUAGAAAAUGAAAAUAAAAUGGGUAACUGUGUUCAUCAUGAUGGAUUCAUAUAUGAUAAUUCAGCACCUGAUCUUGCCAUAUAUACACAAAAUGAAGUAGCAUAUACGUUAACCAAACUUGAAUGUGAUGCCAUCAAUUAUCCAGAAAGACGUGAAGAAUUUGAACGGCAAAAAAGUAAAUUCAAAUGGAUAUGUUGCGACACAACAGUAACAACAGGUUCUGGCGCAGGUGGAUGCAAAAAAGGCAAACAUGGAUUUGGCGAGCAAAUUGAAGAGGGACAGCGACGAGAUGGACGUCGCCUUGAUCAAAAAAUGAUCAAACGGUGGGAAGACGAAUGCCGAUGUAAUCAAGAAUACAAUGAAAAAUGGUUGCUUUUGUUGGAGAAUCGAGGAUAA
Molecule: messenger RNA, 3021 nt
Organism: Rotaria sp. Silwood1
Lineage: Eukaryota; Metazoa; Rotifera; Eurotatoria; Philodinida; Philodinidae
Source: the annotation of a GenBank genome assembly